This is a messenger RNA of Limulus polyphemus (Atlantic horseshoe crab), 2798 nucleotides long. RefSeq names its product DNA oxidative demethylase ALKBH2-like. The coding region runs from base 421 to 1311 and encodes 296 amino acids. Gene Ontology annotation, biological process: DNA repair. The transcript is spliced from 6 exons. NCBI's taxonomy places the organism in Eukaryota, Metazoa, Arthropoda, Merostomata, Xiphosura, Limulidae. The record is from RefSeq and is a predicted model, not a curated record.
AUAUACGAUAAUACUGCCUGUUCUAGAAACUACUAAGACUCUCAACACGUGCUACCAGGUUCACUUGACUUCGGCAUUAUAAUCCCGUAGACCUACUCUUAAGCCAAUUGUUUUAAUGGGUUUAUUUUAGUUUCAAUUCUUCAAUAAUUCGACGUACCAUCAGAUGACUACAACAUUUCAAAAAACCUUUGUUAACGUAGAAAGUGCAGUAAUAUAGCUAGGCCUAAUUGCUUAUUAUUAUAAUAUUAUUAAUCUAAUGUUUGUGAGGUGUGUACCAUUCCUGAGUGAAAAUUAUGACGUCUGGGAAGACAUUACAUCACAGAUAGGUUGGAACGUUAUUUAUACCAUUAUGUACAGGAAAAAUAUUACAUAAUGAGUACAUGAGAUUGAUGUUAAAAUCGUGUUCAUGAAAGACAUUAUAUGGCAAGUCCUCAGAAAAAUACCUUGGACUUGAUCUUAGCAAAAUUAAACAAGGACCAGUUGAAGAGAAAGGAACAGAGUGAUCAGCUUUUCAACAACUUUGCAAAAAAAAUCAAAUUCAACCAAUCUCCAGUAAGAGAGACUGUUCCAAAUACCAGUAACUUGCAUGGUACAAGUGAAAAAAGUUCUACGGGCAAAAGUAACUCUGCCCAGUCCACAGAUAACAAGUGCCUAUUGGAUCUGGUAGCUGCUAAAACAGACAAUCUGGCAGCAUUGAAAUGGAAGAAAAUAUCCAAUGAGAAUCUUAAUUUAGAUUAUACAGUGUUAUUCCCACAUUCACUGGCUUGCCAAGUGUUUAAUAGGUUGGAAGAUGAAGUGCAAUAUUUUAGUGGGGACUUACUCAAAGUGCAGAUUUUUGGAAAAUGGCAUACAAUUCCCAGAAAACAAGUAUCCUAUGGAGACCCUGGUUUGUCAUAUAAGUUCUCUGGCAAUUCCAUUCCUGCUUUACCUUGGACACCAUUGAUGCUGGAACUAAGAGAUGUUGUAACCAAGCUAACUGAUCAUACUUAUAACUUUGUGUUAAUCAACAGGUAUAAAGAUGGCAAUGAUCACAUGGGAGAACAUCGUGAUGAUGAAAAAGAUCUAGACCCCAACAGUCCUAUCAUCUCUCUCUCUUUUGGCCAGCCUCGAGAUUUUAUUUUUCGACAUAAAGAUGCACGUGGUAAAAAUGCCCUUAAGAAAAUUGAGCCAGUAAAGUUAGUUUUAGAAAAUGGAUCUUUAUUGGUGAUGAAACCACCAACAAAUAAUUUUUGGUAUCAUUCCCUACCGAUUAGAAAGAGGGCAAUGCAGACCAGAAUUAACUUGACCUUUAGGAAAAUGAUUGUAAAGUAGAUCACAACAAGGUUGUUCAUGGAAUAUGUUGUUUUAUAUUAGCAAAGUGAAACAAUCAUGCUAGGAAGUGCAUACAGUUGGAACAAAGUUAUAACUUUUCUGUAGAAGGCAAGAUGAUAAUGAGAGAGAGAAAAUAUCAUAGUUUGAUAUUAAAGUCUUGUGACGUUCCUUGAUUGGAGUUAAUAUUAACUUUUGAUCACAGCAAACUACUUACAAAAAUAAUAUAUAUAUAUAUAUGUAGUAAUAAACAUAACUAGUUAGUCAUAAUGUUAAGACAAUACUACUUAUAAUGAUCUGAGUGCAUUGUUUCAGCAGUUGGGUGCCCUUGCUGUCAACGAAAUUUUCAUCUGUAUAAAAAUCUUGUCAAAGAGAACAUACAAUUAAAUAUUUCAAAGAAAAAUUACAAGAAAUUGUCACAGCUUUGAAGUAACAGUUUGAUAUCUUGUGAUAUCGAUUUAGCUGCCUAUAUAGGUGUAGUCAAGAUGGUGCCUUUUGUUUAUUGAGGAAAAGAUAGUUAAAUAUUGAGAGUUUAAUUUUAUAAUUACCAUGAAGAAAUUGAUUUUACUCAUCAGAUCUAAGAAAGCUAGUGUGUUAUGUUUUGUUGAUUUCAGUACGUGAUAAGUGUAUUAUACAAGGUAUGUCAAAAGUUAUAGCACUUUUUAUAUUAAAGUGACUCAAAAUUCAAAGUUUGGAUGCAUACUUUGUAAAAAAACUUACAAUAAUUGUUUGAACCAUUUAAUCUGUCAUUUUAUUUGCACCUAAACACACUUCAAAUGGAAUUUUGUUUUGCUAGUUGAACAUUUUCAAGGAAAUAACAGUUUUCCUGGUAGAAGUAUGAAAGGUGCAACAGAGCCAUUGUGGUCAUCCCUUUGAUCUGUGAAAGUGCCACAUUUUGGCCUUUAAAAGACAAGUACCACAAUGCAUUGAAAUCUGUCUUUAUUGGGCCAGCCAUUUAAAGGUUAAUUAAGUAAUUGGUUCUUAGAUUGCUUGCUGAUAUUGGUAAAAAUGGGUUAACUGUACUUUGACUCACCUCUUUAUUGUCUUGUAUAUGAAACAACCAGUUCAAAACAUUGAACAGUAUUUGUUAAUAAGAUAUUCUAAAUUGCUGAUAAGCAUAAAAGAAUGUGCUGUAACUGUAUAAAAAAUAAGUAAAGCUGUGUUGUUAUAUCACCAGUUUCAUAGAAUAUGGCUAUACAUUUUUUCAAAAUUCAGAACUUAAUUGGUCUAAAAAAAUAUUUAAGUCGAGUGUUAUGUUUGUUCUUUGAGCUUCAUUGUGGAAUCACCAAAUAUAUUUUAUAUAAAAAGUUUAUAGAAUUUUUUAACUGAUGUUCCUAUCACCUAAACCAGUGUUCUACAAAUGUAGUAUAUGUAUGAAAGUGUAGUGAUGUUGUUGAAAUGCAAGUAUGUUAAACUUCGGGCAAGUUAAAGUUCCUAUCUUCCGACUCUGUGUCUGUGAUUGAAGAUCAAAUAAAAUGAUUAAUUAAAGA